This is a messenger RNA of Amoebophrya sp. A120, 279 nucleotides long. Lineage: Eukaryota; Dinophyceae; Syndiniales; Amoebophryaceae. The record is from the annotation of a GenBank genome assembly.
AGAUGAUCUAGAUGAUGAUCAGACGAUGAUGUACAUAGCACCUGUCUCAACACAAGAUGAAGAUGUACACUCGCAGUGCACCGAUGCAAGUGCAUGAACUCAGUGGAUUCAUUUGGAACGUUGUACACUUUCACAGGCUUAGGAGUUGCAGGGCUGAAGGCUCUCAGAACGUAAACACACACAACCCGCAUGCGACCACGCGUGCUAUGUACUUCGCGCGCUACAUCUGGAUCUGUGUCAACGUCGUGAGUUCACCCACAGCAACCAGUGACCAUGUCG